GAGCACGCGCGCGCACACACGCGCGCACCGCUACAGGGAAGAUGGAGGACGGUGCGGCCGCAGCGCAGAGGACCUGCAUCCUUUAGCAACAUCACUCCUGUGAGCAGUCGUUUCCAGCAGCCUUCGCUCUGUUGAUGAUGGAUUCCUAAGCCGUUCUCUGACACCACUUUACCAACCCGACAGCCAUGAACCCCCAAAAGACAGAGUUUGUUCAGGACGUUAUGGAGGCGAUGGAUGGUCCUUCCCGCCAUCAACACCACCCCAGCCUGUCCCAUAACCACAGCAACCAGGACAAGCGCUACAGAUGCUGUGAGACUUCAGCUGGUGUCACAACAGAAAUGGCCAGUGGUGCAAAUGCUGAAAGCAGAGUUGGGAUGCUACAGCACCACAAGCCACAGGAGGAGCAAGACGCGGAGCUGCAACAUGGAGAUCAGUCUUCUAAGCCCCACGAGAUCCAGCCCAUUCCCCGACCUGCUGUGACACGCUACCGCAGACAGGGCGACAGUGAGGCCCGGCUCAGAACUCAACAACAGAGGAACAGGAUGAAGCAGCAGAGGGAGGCGGAGAGAGCGCAGCAGGAAAGGGAGCAGCACGCUAAGAUGACCAAGGAAGCUGAAGGUGAGAGGGAGGAUUUUAUGCUGGCCCGCUCAGCAAGUACUGAGAGCGGCUUUCACACCCAUACUGACCGUGCAGAGGGAGACGAUAUCCCAGUGAUGAUGUCUCUGGAGCCUGAGGCCCAGCGAGAGUCCGAGGAUGAUGCAAACAGCUACAGCCUCCCGCUGCGGCCCGAGGCAGAAGAGUACACUGAAAGUGCAGAGGCUGAACAGCAGCAUCUCCAUUCACAUCCUAACUAUGCUCUUCAGUUCCUGAUGCUGCCACGUGAAUCCUUACUUAAUAUCCAGAAUUCCCAAAGAGAAGAUAAAGCAGAGGAGACACUGAAUGGUGGCUACUCUAACUGUGUCUACAGCCAAUCGGGGGCGAGAACCUGUGUCUCAUCCAGUCAGGACUUGGAAAGUUUAGAUGCUGGACUUGAAGCGUACUCUGAGCCAUAUGACACGUAUUCGCUCUCUGAGCAUGUGUAUGAGGAAAUAUGUGACGCUCCAGCCUCAGUGUCAACUUCUGCAAGUGUGGCAAACGAUAGAGAGUCUCGACAGCAGGCGGCGACCGGCUUGCAGCUGUUGCAGAGCGGGGCGGGAAAAGGCGAUUACCAUCAGCAGGAGGCCGUGGGCUCCCGUCUGCGGCACUACGAUGAACGUUCAGAUGGUGAGUCGGACAGUCCAGAAAAGGAGGCAGAGUUUGCUCCGUAUCCUCGUGUCGACAGCUGCGACCAAGAAGACGAUACUGAUAACAGUGUUAACGGGGCUAAAAAAGGCUCACAAAGCUUUGAUCCUGCUGCAAAAGAUUCCACAGACAAAGAAGAAAAACGCCAACCGGACAAAUUCUCUCACAAAAGCAACAAGACUGCCAGUCGAGGGAAGUCGGCCAAGCAGCAGGCUGAGACUCCUGUGAAGGAGCCAGUGAGGAACAGUGUGGAGAAGAGGGAUGCUAUAUCUUUAGCCAUCAAAGACAUUAAGGAGGCCAUAGAGGAGGUGAAGAAUAGAACAGUCAGAUCUCCUUACACACCUGAUGAGCCAAAGGAACCCGUUUGGGUAAUGAGGCAGGACUUAAGCCCCACUGCUGAAUGUGACCUGCCGACAUCACUCGGGGCCGAUUCGCCUGGUUCAGCGUCACCUUCUCCACCAGGAGCAGAGUCCUCCAGUCAGCACCUGCUACAGCACGACAGCUUUGAAACCUCUCCCACCAGUAAAGAGUCCAGGAGAAGCCUUGCGUCCUUUCCCACAUAUGUGGAAGUUCCAGGUCCCUGUGACCCAGAUGACCUAAUUGAUGGAAUCAUCUUUGCAGCCAACUAUCUUGGCUCCACUCAGCUGCUGUCAGAUAAGACACCAUCGAAGAACAUCCGAAUGAUGCAGGCACAGGAAGCUGUCAGUCGGAUUAAGAUGGCUCAGAAAUUGGCCCAGAACAAGAAGAAGGAACCUGAGGGUGAGCCUCAGCCUCUCACAGAGGUGGAUCUUUUCAUCUCUACCCAGAGAAUAAAAGUGCUCAACGCUGACUCUCAGGUGUUUGUAGAGAAAGCUAAGGGGGAGAUUCUGGGCGUGGUCAUCGUGGAGAGUGGAUGGGGCUCCAUCCUACCUACAGUCAUUAUUGCCAACAUGAUGCAUGCUGGGCCAGCUGAGAGGUCUGGCAGACUGAACAUAGGAGACCAGAUCAUGUCAAUCAAUGGAACCAGUUUGGUGGGACUGCCACUGUCCACCUGCCAAAGCAUUAUAAAGGGUCUGAAGAACCAGUCUCAUAUCAAGCUGAAUAUUGUGAGAUGUCCCCCAGUGACUACUGUACUCAUCAGACGGCCAGACCUGCGCUACCAGCUGGGUUUCAGUGUCCAGAAUGGCAUUAUUUGCAGCCUAAUGCGUGGGGGCAUUGCCGAACGGGGCGGGGUCAGAGUUGGUCACCGCAUCAUCGAGAUCAACAGCCAGAGUGUGGUGGCCACGCCCCAUGAAAAAAUUGUCCACAUCCUGUCCAGUGCUGUGGGAGAGAUUCAUAUGAAGACCAUGCCUGCUGCUAUGUAUCGCCUGCUGACCGCCCAGGAGCAGCCUGUUUACAUUUAACCCACAAACUGACCUCACAGAUCAACUCCCUCAGCCCAGCCUGGACCUCAUCCUGUAUAGCUGAUGAAUUGUAGUGAGUUGUUAAGAUUGUUCUGUUGCUCAAACUCAUCUAGCUGCAACACAAAAACCAAUAUUAUCCAUGUGUAUGUAGGCUUUUAUUAUUACAAUAAAAAGAUGUUCACACCAGA
Pundamilia nyererei is the source of this 2851-nucleotide messenger RNA. It is a transcript of the gene apba1a, whose product is annotated as amyloid beta (A4) precursor protein-binding, family A, member 1a. The transcript has 11 exons. NCBI's taxonomy places the organism in Eukaryota, Metazoa, Chordata, Actinopteri, Cichliformes, Cichlidae. Gene Ontology annotation, biological process: chemical synaptic transmission. The record is from RefSeq and is a predicted model, not a curated record. Gene Ontology annotation, cellular component: plasma membrane; dendritic spine; cytoplasm. Bases 186 to 2663 code for a protein of 825 amino acids. Gene Ontology annotation, molecular function: protein binding; amyloid-beta binding.